Messenger RNA from Asparagus officinalis (garden asparagus), 1297 nucleotides. RefSeq names its product desumoylating isopeptidase 1. The transcript has 5 exons. NCBI's taxonomy places the organism in Eukaryota, Viridiplantae, Streptophyta, Magnoliopsida, Asparagales, Asparagaceae. Gene Ontology annotation, molecular function: peptidase activity. The record is from RefSeq and is a predicted model, not a curated record. The coding region runs from base 292 to 1116 and encodes 274 amino acids. Gene Ontology annotation, biological process: protein modification by small protein removal.
CUGUAGGCACAAAAUCUCUGCGUUUGAAACGUGAAACGAUCAAAUAAAUUAUAACUGUAGAUCUGAGUGAUGCGCGUUCUCAUUACACCGAGAAUCUUCUAGAUACGGCAACCAAACGGCGACUCCGCGAUUAUUUAAACCGAACAUUCCACAACUUUCGCCUCGCACUUUACAUCGUCGAAACGCGAUCGAGGCGAAUUUUUACGAAUUUUAUUCCGUACUCGUUUCUUUCAGUGUUUUAGAGUUCGUCCAUUUGACUUUUGGAGGAGGAGGCUUGCAUCGGUUGCAGAUAUGGGAGAGGUGAGAGAUAUGGGAGAGGAUGGCCAUAGGGUGACCUUGAAUAUGUAUGACCUCAGCCAAGGACUUGCACGCCAAUUUUCAACUUCGCUUUUGGGGAAGGCUAUUGAAGCUAUAUGGCAUACAGGUGUUGUAGUUUAUGGAAAUGAGUAUUAUUUCGGGGGAGGAAUACAGCAUAAUCCAGCAGGAAGAACUCCCUAUGGUACACCUAUGCGAGUGAUCGAUCUUGGGGUGACCCAUGUACCUAAGGAAGUCUUUGAGGAGUAUUUGCAAGAGAUCAGCUCUCGAUAUACUGCAGAAACCUACAAACUUCUCAGCCACAACUGCAAUAAUUUCAGUAACGAGGUUGCACAUUUUUUGGUUGGAACCUCCAUUCCUGAGUAUAUCCUUCAGCUACCCAACGAGGUCCUCAACAGCCCAAUGGGGGCUUUAAUUUUGCCAAUGAUUCAGAGUUUGGAGGCAACUGUAAGAACAGGUGCUGUGCCUCAAGCACCUCAGUUCGUCAACCCUCUUGCGGCAGCUACACAGCCAUCACAUCCUAGGUCUUCUUUCGCAAGCCUCCGCUCAGCCUCUACAGAUCAGGCUAAAGCCCAAGCACCACAGCCAGGCCCAGAUACAGCAACAAAUCCCAUUGCUGGUAGAGAGAAGGAAGCUGUUGUUGAUCCGAUGGGAGAUGCUCGGAGCAUAGUGCAGGAAGAGAUCACCAAAGAGUUUGCAGCGAUCAUGGCGAGUGGAACUCUGAGAGCUAGUGAGGCAGCUGCUCUUGCUACAAGAAGAGUGAUGGAGAAGCAUGGAAGGUUGAAUUCUUCCAUGAACUAGGGGUUGAGGAUAUCGUAACACAUUCAUUGGAAAGGCAUUCAUCAUUGAUAUCUGUGGAAUUUGUCGAAUAUACUUGUGAUUUUAUCGACCUUAUUGCUACAAUUUGGGAUGCUCUGGAUUUAGUGUAUUGACUUAGCUGAUUACAGAUGAUUUAUGGAUGUUGUGCUCCCUUCUUUAUUUA